This is a messenger RNA of Papaver somniferum (opium poppy), 1828 nucleotides long. Its product is annotated as serine/threonine-protein kinase RIPK-like. Gene Ontology annotation, biological process: protein phosphorylation. The coding region runs from base 159 to 1529 and encodes 456 amino acids. Gene Ontology annotation, molecular function: ATP binding; protein kinase activity. The record is from RefSeq and is a predicted model, not a curated record. NCBI's taxonomy places the organism in Eukaryota, Viridiplantae, Streptophyta, Magnoliopsida, Ranunculales, Papaveraceae. The transcript has 4 exons.
CAACAUUCAGCCUCAUUCUCAAAACACAUCAUCUCCUCUCCUCUCUUCUCUCCUCUCCUCCUACCUUCUCUUCUCAUCAUCUAUUUUCAAGAACAUACUUCGAAGAUCAAAACAAACAAAGGGUUUGAAUUAUAUAAUCAGUCAGUUUAUAAGAUAAGAUGAAAUCAUUUUUGUUUGGUUGUUUCAAGUCACAACUACCAUUAAAGACACCAAAGAAGAAGAUAAGAGAUAGUACAAAGAAUAGUGGAGGUAGUGGGUUUCAGAGGUUAUCAUUAUCUGAAUUCAGCAGUACUCCUGGUUCACCUUUAUCAUUAUCAGCUAAUGAUAUCUCAAACUCACUUCUUGGAUCAAAUCUACAUAUCUUUACUUUACAAGAACUGCAAAAGAUUACCAACAAUUUCUCUUCGAGUAAUUUUCUUGGUGAAGGUGGGUUUGGUGCUGUUCAUAAAGGGUUUAUUGAUGACAAGAUGAAACCUGGUCUGAAAGCUCAACCUAUUGCUGUAAAACGCUUGGAUUUAGAAGGACUUCAAGGUCACAGAGAAUGGCUGGCAGAAGUGAUAUUGCUAGGCCAAUUGAGGAAUCCAAAUUUGGUGAAAUUGAUCGGAUACUGUUGCGAAGACGAGCACCGGGUACUAGUUUACGAGUACAUGCCAAGAGGAAGCUUAGAAAAUCAUCUAUUUCGCAAAUAUGGUGCUGCUUUACCAUGGGGUGCAAGAAUGAAAAUUGCACUAGGAGCUGCAAAGGGACUUGCUUUCCUUCAUGAUUCAGAGAAGCCGGUGAUUUACCGCGAUUUUAAGACAUCGAACAUCUUGUUAGACGCUGACUACACAACUAAAUUAUCCGAUUUUGGGUUGGCGAAAGAUGGACCAGAAGGAGAUGAGACCCAUGUUUCGACUCGUGUUAUGGGUACACAUGGUUAUGCUGCUCCAGAGUAUGUUAUGACCGGUCAUUUGACGGCAAUGAGCGACGUAUACAGCUUCGGUGUUGUGCUUCUGGAAAUACUAACAGGGCGAAGAGCAGUGGACAAGAGCCGUGGGCCAAGGGAACACAAUCUUGUUGAAUGGGCGCGGCCGCAACUGAAUAAUCCACGAAAGCUUGAUUACAUAAUUGACCCACGGCUCGAUGGACAAUACUCCAGCAAAGGAGCACAAAAGAUUGCAGCAUUAGCAUACCAAUGUCUGAGCCAUCAUCCAAAACCAAGACCUUCAAUGAGCAAUGUGGUUAAGAUAUUGGAAUCACUUCAAAACUUCAAUGACAUGCCGAUUGCACCAUUUGUGUAUAUUGUUCCGGUUGAAACAGUGAAGAAAGACUUAGAAAAGAAAGAACCAGAGCAGAAGAAAGAAAACAAAGAUGAAAACCGUCAGACUCAACGGCAAAACGGUCAGAGGCAUCGGAUACGGACACCACGGGCAAGAACCGGAACCGUGUAUACCGAAUCAAACGUUCGAACUCAUUUGAAAAGUAGAUUAAGCCCUGAUCAAAAGGGAAACCAAAACAAGGAGAACCAGAUCAAGGAUGAAAGCAUUUGAAACAAGAAAAAGAAAAAUUAGGUGUAGACUAAUUUGUACAUACAAAGAAAUAUUUCAUAUUUUUUUCUUUCAAAAGUAAAAAAAAAAAAAAGGAGGUUUGUGAGUGUGUAAAUGUAGGGCCUCUAGAUUUUCAGUUUACCCUAGGGCCAUUAUAGAGACUUAAGUGCCAUACCUCAUUGUGGAGGAUAUGUUGGUUAUAAUUUUUCUUUUUUUUCAUUUUUUGUUCUCUUUCCAAUGUUUGCAAAUCUCAUAAAAAUGUGAAUGAAAUUAUACAAGUUUGAACUUUACAGUACUUUAAA